Messenger RNA from Spodoptera exigua (beet armyworm), 755 nucleotides. NCBI's taxonomy places the organism in Eukaryota, Metazoa, Arthropoda, Insecta, Lepidoptera, Noctuidae. The record is from the annotation of a GenBank genome assembly.
ACGGAAGCCACAUUUUCUAGAAUAUUUUAUCUGUGCAUCCGUCUUCCAUAAAUGAAUCGGUGCGGCGAGGCGGCGGCAUAGAAAGACUAUCAAUUUUCGUGAGUCGAACAGUGAAUCUAGUCUAAAAGUCAACGUUUGUUGCAUUUCUGCGUGUGACAUUUUACAACCCCGUGCAAAUAUACCUACACUUUUAAACAUGUCUGGUGAAGCACCUGUACCUCCUGCCGUUUUAUGGGCCCAGCGCAAAGAAGACGUUUUUCUCACGUUUAGCAUUGAAUCUAAAAACCCUACGAUUAAAAUAGAAAAGGAUUCUGUUUACUUUAAAGGUGUGAAUGAAUCAGACAAAAAAGUACACGAGGUUACAAUAAUGUUAUAUGAUGCUGUGAUCCCUGAAACAAGCGCCUUCGUAAAUAAAGGAAGAUGCAUAGAAAUGGUUCUUCGCAAAGAAAAGAAAGACGCUUCCUACUGGCCUUCAUUAACAAAGGAUAAGAAAAAACCUCAUUACCUCAAGGUAGACUUCAAUAAGUGGAAAGAUGAAGAUGAUGAAGAAGACAAUGAGAAUGGUGGAGGCAACUCAAAUGACAUAGAAGAAAUGCUCCGGUCUAUGGUUGGCGGUGGAGGCGACAAGGCUGAUAAACCCUCAUUUGAUGACUUAGAAACAGACUCUGACGAUGAAAAUCUACCAGAUCUUGAAUAACAUCCCUGGAGUGAUAAAACUUUUAUUUAACACACGAAAAGUACAUUAUGUAUAAGGU